This is a messenger RNA of Chanos chanos (milkfish), 3582 nucleotides long. RefSeq names its product delta-like protein 4. Bases 367 to 2421 code for a protein of 684 amino acids. The transcript is spliced from 11 exons. The record is from RefSeq and is a predicted model, not a curated record. NCBI's taxonomy places the organism in Eukaryota, Metazoa, Chordata, Actinopteri, Gonorynchiformes, Chanidae. Gene Ontology annotation, biological process: Notch signaling pathway; multicellular organism development; cell communication. Gene Ontology annotation, molecular function: calcium ion binding. Gene Ontology annotation, cellular component: membrane.
GCACAUCUUGACGUUUCAACCACACAACAGGACAGGUCGCAUGUCUCACUACUUCAACACGCAACGGCUGCCUCAACUCAACAUCAAACGAAUUUUUAAUUUCAGGAGGAUGCAAGGAGCUGUCAAACCAAUGAAAAUGGCAAAACUGUGGAUAUUGACGUUAAUAUUAUUUGUUUAACUUGCACCAUUGGAUGUUAAGGGCUUCUCUAUCUGUGCGUAUUUUGGAUAUCUGGAUAUCUUUGGAGAGCAUUCGAAGAAGGAUUAACACUUUUUAAAUCACUUUUCCAACUUGUCGACACCCACUGGAGUAGGACAUCUUCGGGGGGAACAGGUUGCGUCUCAGAGGAUACGUACCGCUUGCAAAGGAUGGCACUUUGGCACACAGUUAUUGUACUACUCAUAACGAUAACUACGCAGGUUUUGGGAUCCGGUGUAUUUGAACUCGAUCUUCAUCAGUUUAAGAAUGAUUACGGUUUGCUGGCGAAUGGCACUACUUGCGCUCCUGACUGCAAAACAUUCUUUCGGGUUUGCCUGAAGAACUACCAGAUAGAGGUGUCUCCUGGUGACUGUAUCUUCGGCAGUGUAGUUACUCCUGUAUUAGGGGCAAACUCAUUCACCAUAAUGGAGGAUGAUACUUUCAGUAAACGCAUUCGCCUGCCCUUCCAGUUUGGAUGGCCGGGAUCUUUCUCCUUAAUCAUCGAAGCCUGGCACUCUUCUUCAGAGGAUCCGUCUUUAGAUAUAAGUAAUCCCGAGAGACUGAUUAGCUUUUUUGCAACCCGAAAACAGUUGGAAGUAGGGGCUGCAUGGUCUCUGGAUGUUCAGACCGGGAAGCAGACAGAGCUAAGGUAUUCUUACCGGUUCAUCUGCAAUGAAAAUUACUACGGCGACAGUUGUACCAAAAAAUGUGCUCCCAGGGACGACCAUUUCGGCCACUACACCUGCGACCCUGACGGGGAAAUAUCCUGUCUCCCUGGCUGGAAGGGAAAAUACUGCGAAGAACCCAUUUGCCUUGAGGGAUGUAGCGAAAGGAACGGAAACUGCUCCAAGCCAGGAGAGUGUAUAUGCAGAACCGGGUGGCAGGGGGCGCUGUGUGAUGAGUGUAUGACGGCGCGGGCGUGUAAACAUGGCACGUGUGAGCGACCAUGGCAGUGCAUCUGUGAGGAAGGCUGGGGUGGGCUGCUCUGUGAUCAAGACUUGAACUAUUGUACCCACCACAAGCCCUGUCGCAACGGAGCCACCUGUAUGAAUACAGGCCAGGGAAGUUACACAUGUAGCUGCCUGCCUGGGUUCACAGGGGUUAACUGCGAGAUGGAGGUCAGGGAGUGCGACAGCAAGCCUUGUCGGAAUGGGGGACAGUGCGUGGACCUGGAGGAGGGCUACAGGUGUUUGUGUCCCAGCGGCUUUGAGGGAGACCACUGUGAGCACAGGUUGCUGACCUGUGCUGACGCGCCGUGCUUCCACAACGGGAGGUGCCGUGACAAAGACAACGGGCGAAGUUACGUCUGCGAAUGUCCAGCAGGUUACACGGGACUCAACUGUGAGAGGAGAGUAGACAAAUGCACAACCCUGUCCUGCGCAAACGGGGGGCGCUGUGUUAUCCGUGGAAGCGCGCGCCUGUGUAACUGCCCGUCGGGAUUCACAGGCCAGCGUUGCGAGAUCAACAUCAACGAAUGCGCCACCAACCCGUGCGCCCAGGGCAGCACCUGUCUGGACCGGAUUAACGGCUACACCUGCGUCUGUCCUCCGAGCUACACCGGCUUCACCUGCGACAGGCCCAUCAACCGCUGCGCCUCGAAAUCCUGCCUGAACGGAGGGACCUGCACAGGAGAUGGCUCUUGCUCCUGUCCCCCUUUCUACAGUGGCUCCCGGUGCCAGGAUUACAACGUGCCUGCAUCCGUUACUGCCAGCCCCACCGCUGGAGAGGAGCCAAGAGAACAUUUCCACUGGCCUGCCGUAGCCCUCGGUGUGGGCCUGGUGGUCAUCUUUGUCUUACUCUGUAUGGUCAUGACCAUCUUCCGCCACAUUCAGCAGCAGAGGAACAAAGAGAACCAGAAUUUAGAGACCAUGAAUAACUUGUCAGACUUCCAGAAGGACAACGUCAUAUCCGCCCUGCUGCUGAAAAACACCAAUAAGAAGGUGGUGCUGGACGUGGACUGCCCAGCAGAGAAGAUGGACUACAAACAGAUCAACUACCAUUCAGAGUACAAAACCUCCAAGGAAUACAAGGACCCGCAGUCACAUGAACAGAAGAAUCACAACUGUGAAAAGCAUUCUGAGAAGAAACCAGCUUUGAGUAGAAUCCACAGUAAAAGACCAGAAUGUAGAAUAUCGACAAUAAGUUCCUCAAGAGAGUCAAUGUACCAGUCUGUGUUUGUAAUAACAGAGGAGAGGAACGAGUGUGUUAUAGCAACUGAGGUAUAAAAACACUAGGAUGUAGGAGCGUCUCCUGGACUGUUUACAGAUAUGGAAAAGAACUGGGAUUUAUUUAAAUGUAAACUGCUGCUCUUGAAAACUUGAUAACUGGAGAGAGGACAGUGAGCUCUAUGAAAAGCAUGAGAACUCAAAAAGCGUCAAAUCCAAGUCUGAAUGUAAGAAUGUAAGAACUUUCACAGACACUCAAAAAAUAAUAGUUAGGCCUCACAUUUUAUUUGGAUUAUUGAUUGAUGAGCUCACAUUCUGUGUACUGUAAGUUUGGAAAAGAGAAAAAAAAAGAAAACGAAAAGGAAAAAAGGGACAUAGCCAUACUGUUGGGAAAAAGGCCACUGAACCAACUCGACAGUCACACACAUGAGGAGACUACGGCUCAUGUGUGGAAGGAAAUAUUUCUUAUUGUGCAUAUUCAACCUUGUGGUGACAAAUAGCCAUUAAUUAAUCAACAAACUGCCAACAAGCCUAUGGGAGAAUCUCCAUACUUCCAUAUAUUUUUUUUUUCGUACCCCGGUGGAGGACCGCUAUGUAUGAGGAAAGGAAAACAGUUUAAGAAAACACAUUUUUAUUUUGUUUUGUUUUGUUUUUUUUGUGCAUGAAAUGAAAUAAUAAAUACUGGAGACGGUUCAUUUUAUAAUAAUGUCUGAGAUGAUUGUCUGUCAGCUUUGUAAAAUGACCAUUUUUGUUUUGUUUUUUUUUUAAAAAAAGCGUAUGCAGUCAAAUCACAGAGCCUUAAUGAUGGUUUUAGGACCUUUAAUGUCUGUGCCCAACUCUUUUUUUUUUUUUUUUUGGCAAUCUUGACAUUGCACAAGUUGAAAUGAAAAAGUGAAACAUGUCAUAUGCAAUAGGAAUAUGCAGUGUGUGAGAGGCAAGAGACAGCACUAUUUCUAAUGUUAUAUUAUGCAAAACACUGUCCCAAGAUGAACACAAAGACGCAUAAAUGACUAUCAUACCAAGGAAGCCUAUUAAAAGCUAAUGACAUUACCGAACCAUUUAUUUUGUUUUUUUUGCUAAUAGUAUUUCACAAGUUAUUUAAGUCUUACAAAGCACUGAUCUUUUUAUGUUUUGUAAAAUUAUUUUGUAUAUAAUGUAUAUUUAUGAGGUGGAAAAGUCAGAAAUGCACAUGUCAUGUCAUGUAUGUCUGUCUGUCUGUUU